Molecule: messenger RNA, 2883 nt
Organism: Alligator mississippiensis (American alligator)
Lineage: Eukaryota; Metazoa; Chordata; Crocodylia; Alligatoridae
Gene: ZDHHC14
Product: zinc finger DHHC-type palmitoyltransferase 14
Exons: 9
Coding region: 541-2028 (495 amino acids)
Biological process (GO): peptidyl-L-cysteine S-palmitoylation; protein targeting to membrane
Cellular component (GO): Golgi apparatus; endoplasmic reticulum
Molecular function (GO): protein-cysteine S-palmitoyltransferase activity
Source: RefSeq, a predicted model, not a curated record
CUCCCCGUGCAGAGGCGGUGCCUGAGGGAGCGGGGCGGGUGGUUGGCCCCGCCCCCCGGCACGCGGCGACCGUUGGCACCUCCCAACUGUGGGGGGCGGGGCUGGGUGGUCCCCGCCCGCGGAAGAUGCAGAGGCGGCUGGAGCUGGAGCUGGAGCUGCUGCUGUCGAGUGCGGAGAGUCGGGACCAGAGACUCCCGCCGGCGCCCGCGGGUGGGAUGCGGAGCCGGCCGCAGCAGGAGCCUCUGAGGAGCGGGAGUCGCAGCCCGCGGCGCUGAGGUGGAGGCGGCGAUGCGGGAGGAGGUGGUGGCGGGGCCGCCCCGCUGCUGCUGCUGCUGCGGCUGCCCGGGUCGGCGCGCGGCCCCCGCCGCCUAGAGGCCGCCGCCCCCCGCGGGGCGCAACUUGGGAGGCGAAAGGCGGCGACAGCCCACGAUGACAGCCGGGGCUGGGCGGCCGUGAAGGGCGGCUCGGGCGGGGGCCGCUCCGUAUUUGUCCCCCAGCUCUGCCCCGGGGGCCCGGCCCCCCGCGCCCGCAGCCCCCUUGAUGAGUCCGGGCGGCGGCGGCGGGCCCAUGAAAGACUGCGAGUACAGCCAGAUCAGCACGCACAGCUCCUCCUCGCCCAUGGAGUCGCCCCACAAGAAGAAGCAGGCGGGUCCCCAGAGGAAAUGGGAGGUGUUCCCCGGCAGGAACAAAUUCUUCUGCAACGGGCGUAUCAUGAUGGCCCGGCAGACCGGUGUUUUCUACCUGACUCUGGUCCUCAUCUUGGUCACCAGCGGACUCUUUUUUGCCUUUGAUUGUCCAUACUUGUCGGAGAAGAUUACACCUGCUAUUCCUGCAAUAGGUGGAAUUCUUUUCUUUUUCGUGAUGGGCACCCUGCUGCGUACUAGUUUCAGUGAUCCAGGCGUCCUCCCACGGGCAACACCAGAUGAAGCAGCAGACCUGGAAAGGCAAAUAGGUAACACAGAAGAUAUUGCAAAUGGUUCCAGUUCAGGAGGAUACCGUCCACCUCCCAGAACAAAAGAAGUAAUCAUCAAUGGACAGACAGUGAAACUAAAAUACUGUUUCACUUGCAAGAUUUUCCGCCCACCUCGUGCCUCACAUUGCAGCCUUUGUGAUAACUGCGUAGAACGGUUUGAUCACCACUGUCCCUGGGUAGGCAACUGUGUGGGGAAAAGAAACUACAGAUUUUUUUAUAUGUUUAUUUUAUCUCUGUCCUUUCUGACAGUCUUUAUAUUUGCAUUCGUUAUCACCCACGUCAUCCUUCGAUCACAACAAACAGGGUUCUUAAAUGCCCUCAAGGACAGUCCUGCAAGUGUGCUGGAAGCUGUGGUAUGCUUUUUCUCUGUUUGGUCCAUUGUUGGUCUCUCAGGUUUUCACACAUAUUUGAUCAGCUCCAAUCAAACAACAAAUGAAGAUAUUAAAGGAUCUUGGUCAAAUAAAAGAGGUAAAGAGAACUACAACCCAUACAGUUAUGGUAACAUCUUUACUAACUGUUGUGCUGCACUAUGUGGGCCCCUCUCACCAAGCUUAAUUGACAGAAGAGGAUUUUUACAGCCAGAUACACCACAGUUAGCAGCACCAUCAAAUGGCAUUACAAUGUAUGGGGCAACACAGUCUCAAAGCAACAUGUGUGACCAAGAUCAGUGCAUUCAGAGCACUAAAUUCGUUUUGCAGGCUGCUGCCACACCAUUACUACAGAGUGAGCCCAGCAUAACUAGCGAAGAACUACCUUUACCAGGGAAGACCACUAUCAGUGCUCCUUGUGCCACGCUGACCCUAGGGCAGCCGACACCACCAUCCUCCAUGCCAAAUCUCACCUCAGAAACAGGUUUGACAGACAUGCUACCAUUAAAGGAGGAGCACGAAGGUCAUCAGUUCCUUACUCCUGAGGAAGCACCAUCACCUCCUGGUAUGUUGCCAACAGGAAGCCCUAUUACACACAGCCAUACCAUGCAUGUCCUGAGCCUAGCCAGCCAAGACUCAUUGCAUGAAGACUCAGUACGUGGUCUUGUGAAGCUUAGUUCAGUUUGACCCACUUUUACUGACUACAGACACCACAAAAUGGUGCAAUGUUCAAAUGUUUACUCGAGAUGAAAGACUUUACUACCACUGUAAGACUUUUUAACAUGCCUAUAAUAAUGCAAACUUUCCCAUGUAAUGGAGUCUACUAGAUGGACAAGUUAUUUUUUCAAUGGAGCUAUGGUUUUUGAGUUUUAUUUUGACCAGGGUGUUAAUGAGUAUGUUUUGAUGGCAACUGCUUUUAUUUUUAAAUAAAAAACAGAAAUGGUCAGUAAUCCUACUUACUGGAAAUUGGGGUCCUGCAACUUGGAAUUCUGCCUGUAUGACAGUCUUUGUUACAGUAUAAACGAGAAAGAUUGGAUGUAAGUAUCAUGCUCUGUGUUUUAUGCUCUUGUAAUACACACUUGUUAAGGCUUACCACUCCUGUGGCCAGAAUGAUCUGCACUUACAUGUUAUGCUAUUAAUAUUUGAAAUAGAAAAUUACCAUUCCAUUUGUUAAUACAAAAAAAGACUGCAGAUGUGGAUUUGCAUGCCACGCUACAGUAUGUGUUACAGUGGUGUUGGUAUUAAAAGAAAGUGCUGCUUUUUUAUUUGUGAGGUUCGAGUGCUGUUUCAUUUAAAGACAGUGCAACGAACAAAACUAACGGACAAUAUUAUUUUUUCAGUUUAUUAAACUUUAUUAUAAAUUAAUCAGUGGUGCCUGGAAUAUGGAGGGCUACUGAUUUUAACAUGUUACAUAUCAUUUAACCUUCUGUUUUAAGUGUUUAGAAUAAGGUAUUGUGUUGUGCCAUACCACGGAUUUUUCCAUUCCCUAAUGUGAUAAGAUUACCUGUGGACAUCCAAUAAAAGGACAACUCUAUUUCUUUG